Salvia miltiorrhiza (redroot sage) is the source of this 604-nucleotide messenger RNA. RefSeq names its product ethylene-responsive transcription factor ABI4. The transcript has a single exon. NCBI's taxonomy places the organism in Eukaryota, Viridiplantae, Streptophyta, Magnoliopsida, Lamiales, Lamiaceae. Bases 1 to 528 code for a protein of 175 amino acids. The record is from RefSeq and is a predicted model, not a curated record.
AUGGAGGUGGAGACCGAAGCUGAGCCACCACCUCCGCCGCCGCCGGACCUCGCCGCAGUUCUCGAGCACGCAACCCUAAUGGCGAAGCAGCUCCCGUCCGCCGCGGACGCAUCCCAACUCCUCCGAAUCCACGCCGCGCUCCACGCGGCCCACCACCGCCUCUCUCUCUUCCUCCUCUCCCCCCACCACCCCCCGCCGCCCGAGAAUUCGGUCUCCUCCGCCGCGGGCGGCGGCGAGGAGGACGGCGAGCCCAUGCAGACGGAGGAUGACGCCGAGGAAGAGGAGCAGAACUCGCGGGCCGCCACCAGCGCCGUCGAGAAGGUGGCGUGGCGGAUGAGGGAGUGCUUUAUACAGAACAAGCGCCCCAAGCGCCUCCUCUCGCCUUCCGCCGCCGCCGCCGCAGAGCAGCGCCGCAGCUUCGAGGUUGAGGCGGAUAGAGACGCCGCCGCCGCCGCCGCGGCGGACGAAUUUGAUCCCCUGCGGACUAAGCUGCGUGCUCUCGAUUUGAUUCAUCAAUUUCAUGCUUAACAAUUUAAUUUCUCCAUUUAAUUACUGUAAAUCGUGUUGUGAAUUACUCCACAAAAUUCUCUGCAGAUCUUUCAAA